Molecule: messenger RNA, 3225 nt
Organism: Chlorella variabilis
Lineage: Eukaryota; Viridiplantae; Chlorophyta; Trebouxiophyceae; Chlorellales; Chlorellaceae
Exons: 16
Coding region: 1-3225 (1074 amino acids)
Biological process (GO): protein phosphorylation
Molecular function (GO): ATP binding; protein kinase activity
Source: RefSeq, a predicted model, not a curated record
AUGCCCUGCGUCACGCAUCGAGGCGUCGACUGUCCCCCAGCCGGCCCGAUGAGCCGGUGGGCAGUAGCUCUGGUGCUGGCGACGCUGCUGCUGGCCAGCAGCGGCGCCAGCAGCCAGGGCGACAGCAAGGAGGCGGCGGCCCCAGCCGCCGCUGAGCCGCCCCCACCCGACCUCGGCUCGCAAGGCCAGCAGGACGAGCAGCAAUACCUGGGACCAGACACGAAGGGAGGAUCGGGUGGGGUGGGGCCGGGGGGGGACACCGGUGUGGAUGCAGCCAACAUCGACGGCAGCGGCGACAUUGGCAACAUUCUGGGCGACGCCAGCCCAAGUCCCAGCCCCAGCCCCAGCCCCAGCCCCAGCCCCAGCCCCAGCCCGUCGCCGCCUGAAGGCGAGCCGGGCGCUGUGGUGGCGACCAACCCUGGGGAGGAGGCGACGUGUGACCUGCCGCAGGGGGGCACCACGUGGACGGUGGACCUGCGGUACAGCCUGCCCCUGGCACAGGUCGUGGUGCAGGCGGGGCCCGCGGGCGGCAUCCAGGACGUCACCAUCAGCCUGAGCUCCUCCCCCUCCGACCCCGGCCAGCCCUGCGCCUCCAUCGCCUCCCUCCAGUCCUCCACCGCCGCCGUGGCCUGCGACGCCACCGGCCGCUACCUCACCCUCGCCUCCUCAGCCAACAUGUACCUGUGCAACGUGGCUGUGUACCCCCAAGCGGCCAGUACCGCCCAGAACAAGUGGUACACCAUCACCGCGCCAGACGGCGGCACGCAGAGCGGCAUCAACAACGGCAGCCAGGUCGAGGUGCAGGCCGGCAGCGGCGUGGCGCCUCAGUACGUCCUGGACAUCGGCAACUCUGCAGGGGUGGCAGUCGUCUCCUUCUCCGGCACCUCCCAGCCCAACGUGGCCACGGUGUCUGUGGUGGCCUCCAACCCUCUGGCCGCCUCCUCGGGCGCCGCCGCCGCCCGCCGCCUGCACCAGACCUCGCCCACCGCGGGGGGCGGCAGCACGGGGGUGUGCAACGAGAGCACCACCGGCAGCACGACGUACGAGUGCGAGGGGGCGGUGGGGCAGUUUGUGGUGAUCACUGGGGUGGCCGGUACCAAGCUGCAGCUGGAGGACCUGGCAGUGUACCUGACGGUACCGCCCAGCGGGCCCCUGUCGCCGCCCCCGGGACCGGCGCCCCCCUCGCCGCCGCCCGCGCCCUACAAGUCGAUGUGGGUGGGCAACCUGCUGGUGGGCGGCAACAUCUCGCUCUUCAUCCCCGCGGAGCCCUACACCACCACGCUGCUCACGGCCUACAACAGCGCGUGGAGCGAGGCGCUGGUGAACCAGGGAUACGCCAUGGACACGUCCGCUUCUUUCUUCAACCCCAACGGCGGCCAAGACGUGCCCGACAUCUCCGCCGCACCUUACUACUACACCGGCGACGCCACGGGCGCCAACCUGGUCACCAACACCACCAUCUCGGUGGACCCCCGCCUCACCUACGACCUGCUGCACAGCCUGCUGGACACGGUGGCGGUGGCGGGGGCCAUCCAGGAGGGCAUCUCCGGCACGGGGUGGGAUCCUCAGGACAUCGCCAUGGUGCCAUAUGCCUCGCCCGCGCCCCCGCCCCCGCCCCCCGACGGCGGCGGCGGCGGCCUGUCCACGGGCGUGAUCGCGGGCAUCGCCGCGGGCGCCGCCGUCGUGCUGCUGGCGGCGGUCGCCAUCAUCUUUUUGUGCUGCUGCCGCGGCAAGAAGAGGAGCGGCGGGGGCGGGCGGGCGGACAGCGGGCUGGGCAAGGGUUCGAUGCAGCUUGACGAUGAGGGGCAGGUGGAGCUGGGCACUUACUCAGCGCUGGGCAAGCCGCCGGCGGGGCCCUCCUCGCAGCUGGCGGCCGCGCAGAAGCUGUACGCGGAGCAGCAGGGCGGCGAGGGCGCGGUACCGUACGGCUCAGCCUUCAGCAGCGGCGGGCCGGGGGCCGCGGCGGCCGCGGGCCUGGCGGCGGGCGCCUCGCACCUCUCGCACGCCUCCCACUCCCGCAACGGCAGCAUCGAGUCGAGCAGCCAGGCGGCGGGCGGCGCGGAAGAGGACAGCACCCCCCGCCGCACCAUGCCCGCCGACGAUCCCUUGCUCGACUGGAUCCUCCACAGCAAGUCCACGCCGCUCGAGUCUGGUGGCAGCGCCAAGGCGGCGGCGGCGGCCGAGGCGGUCGCGCUGGCGGCCGCGGGCGCGGCCUCGGGCGAGGGGGAGGAGGCGGCGGCGCGGGGCAGCGGGUCGGGCGCGGGCGCCAGCCAGCGCGGCACGCCGCGCCACCGCACCUCCGCUUCCAAGCAGCUGGAUGUGCGGGUGUGGCAGUUCGACUUCAGAGACCUGGAGAUACAGAAGCAGAUUGGGGAGGGCAGCUUUGGGCGGGUGUACCUGGCCAAGUGGCGGGAGACGCUGGUGGCGGUCAAGAUCCUCAUGAACACGGGGAUGGACAUUGAGGAUGCGGACGACGCGGAGCGCGCCCUCACCCUCUCCAACCCGGUGCUGGAGAGCCUUGAGAAGGAGGCGAGCAUGAUGGCUGCGCUGCGCCACCCCAACGUCGUCGCCUUUUUGGGCGUGUGCGCCACCCCGCCCUGCGUGGCCACCGAGUACUGCGGCCGCGGCUCGCUCACAGACGUGCUGCGCGGCGGCAAGAACUCGCCGCUCAAGGCCAAGCAGCUGGACUGGGCGCGACGCCUCAACAUGGUUGUCACCAUUGUGUCGGAGGGCGGCCGCCUGGAGCUGCCGCCGCGGGAGAAGCUGCCGGGACCAGACUGGCAGACCUGGUGCGAGGUGGACAAUUUCUACCCCCUGGUCAACCGCUGCUGGGCGCACACCCCCGCAGACAGGCCCGGAUUCCAGGAGGUCAUCGCGGAGUUGAGGGACAUGCUGGAGCGCACACUGGCGGCCAAGGGCGCGCUGGGUGGGUCGGAGGGCGGCGGCGUGGCGCGCGCCGCCUCCGAGGCCUCCACCUCGGCGGCGGCGGCCAGCGCGGGCGCGGGCGCGGCCGGCGGCGGCCGGGGCGGCGGCCCCCGCGGCGGCUCGCCGCCGCCGGGCACCCCCGCCUCGCCGCCGCCCGGUGGGCCCAGCCGCACCAUCAGCGACGUGGGGACGCCUCUGUCGGGCCUCAGCUCCGUGGGCGUGGAGGUGGGCAGCCUGGGCAGCACGCCCAAGGUGCUGGACAGCCAGCCGCCCCAGGGCCCGCAGUCCUUCCGGCGGUGA